This is a messenger RNA of Colletotrichum truncatum, 720 nucleotides long. RefSeq names its product nad dependent epimerase dehydratase family protein. Gene Ontology annotation, cellular component: cytoplasm. The record is from RefSeq and is a predicted model, not a curated record. Gene Ontology annotation, biological process: import into nucleus. Lineage: Eukaryota; Fungi; Ascomycota; Sordariomycetes; Glomerellales; Glomerellaceae.
AUGGCGCAUUCAGCCGCAGUCAUCGGCUCCACCGGCCUCGUCGGAUCUCACCUUUUGUCCAACCUCAUCACCUCAGAGGCCUUCGCCACCAUAAACACCCUCUCACGCCGCCCGCCCAAGGCUGGUGGCACCACGCUCAAGCCCAUCAUCGAGGCCGACACCACCGCAUGGCCGCCCAAGUUGGCUGCGCUGCAGCCGCCCCCAACUGUCGUCUUCUCCGCCUUGGGCACCACGCGCGCGGCCGCCGGAAGCAUCGCCGAGCAGUGGAAGAUCGACCAUGACCUCAAUGUCGAGCUCGUCAAAGCUGCCAAGGCCGCGGGCGCGAAGGCUUUCGUCUUCGUCUCGAGCGCGGGAACCCGCGGUCUCAUCGCAGGCCAGGCCCCUUACUCCAAGAUGAAGAAUGGUGUCGAGGACGCUAUCAAAGAGGCCGAGUUCGACCACGGUAUCAUCCUUAAGCCGGGCAUGAUUCUCGGCGAGCGCGAGCAGAGUCGUGCCGCCGAGGGCAUUUUUCAGACGGCCGUUAGGUCCCUAGGGUACCUCAGCCGCAACGUCCAGGACAGCAUUGGUCAGGACGCCGAUGUCAUUGCCCGCGCGGCCGUGCACGCCGCCAUCCUCGUGGAGCAGGGCAAGGCGCCUAAGGGCCUGUGGGUCAUUGAAGCCGCCGAUAUUGUUCGCCUUGGCCGGACGGAGUGGAAGCACGGUGCUUGGCCGCGGUCGUAA